CACUUAACCAUCAGACAGACAGAACUCAAAGACCUAACAAGAGUCACCAGAAGAUCAGAAAAAAUCUAGUUUCUAUCUGCUGAACUAAACCACCUGUCCUCUCCUAAGAUGAAGACAUUCAGUGUUGCAGUUGCAGUGGCCGUCGUGCUCGCCUUCAUUUGUAUCCAGGAGAGCUCUGCUGACCCAAUCACUGGGGUACAAGAGCCUGAGGAGCCGAUAAGCAACAGCAAUCCAGCUGCUGAACAUCAAGAGUUGCCAGGGAGAUUGGUGCAGAUGCUGUCCAACAUCAGAGAGAAGCGUGAAGUCAUUUGCUGCCAUAACUGCCAUGGCAAGCCAUCAGGCUGCGACGGCUGCCAACACUGCCAUCAAUGCCAUAAUGGCAUCUGUCCAUCGUAGAGCUUUUUUAGCUGAAUUAUCUGAGGAUAUUACUGUUCUUAGGGAUGUGAGCAUGAUCCCCACACUCUUUGGAAUAUCUGCAGAUACUACUGUGUACUACCACAGUAAAGUUUAUUGUGACUUAUAUGUGAACAUGUUCUUUUAACAAUGAACAUAAACAAACAAUUCAUGAAAGCAGUAAGAACAUAUUUAGUCUUGUAGUGUUGAUAGUGAGUGCUAAUUUUCUUUCAACUGUCACAAACAAAAAAGGUUUUAUAAAAUAAAAAACGUUAUCUGAGAAUGUU
This is a messenger RNA of Centropristis striata (black sea bass), 680 nucleotides long. RefSeq names its product hepcidin-like. The record is from RefSeq and is a predicted model, not a curated record. Bases 109 to 396 code for a protein of 95 amino acids. The transcript is spliced from 3 exons. Lineage: Eukaryota; Metazoa; Chordata; Actinopteri; Perciformes; Serranidae.